AGCAAAAGACAUCUCACUCUCCUCACCCCAAAUUAGGAUAUGGCAGGUGCUAAAAUUUAGCACAUCCAAACACUACAUGUGAAAAAAUGGAGUUUGAUUUCCACUCCACCACCCCCGGAAGAAAAAAACUGUCCAAUCGAAUCAAAGAGAGAAAAAAAAUCCUAAACCCUAGCAUCUCCCAUGGACGACAGCGAUGGCGGACUGAGCUUCGAUUUCGAGGGCGGCCUCGACUCUGCCCCAGCUUCUGGGGGCGGGGGCCCCGUGCCGUCCUCCACCGACCCCGGCGCGGGUGUCGGGGGAGGCGGCGACGGGCUGGGUAUGCACGGGCGCGGCCGAGGUCGCGGGAGCUACCGCCAAACGGUGUGCCGGCACUGGCUUCGCGGCCUCUGCAUGAAGGGCGAGGCCUGCGGAUUCCUGCACCAGUUCGACAAGGCCCGCAUGCCCGUCUGCCGCUUCUUCCGCGACUUCGGCGAGUGCCGCGAGCCCGACUGCGCGUACAAGCACUCGUACGACGACGUCAAGGAGUGCAACAUGUACAAGAUGGGUUUUUGUCCCAAUGGUCCUAAUUGCCGGUAUAAGCAUAUCAAGCUCCCUGGGCCACCGCCUUCUGUUGAGGAAGUUCUUCAGAAGAUUUUGCAGAUGCGCUCUUUUAACAGAUACAGUCAGAAUAGAAAUAAUAAUUAUAAUCAUCAAGGGGAGAGACCUCAACAUCCACAAGGUUCUGGGUUGCCUAACCAAAACUCGGCAGAAAAUGCCACUGCCGUGGAUCCACCAGCUGGUGGACAACAAGCACAAACGCUGAAUCAACAACCACCACAGCAGCAGCAGAAGCCAAAUACAAAUGAUCAGGCCCAAGGUGUUUCAAAUGGUCAUCAAGCCACUAGAAUCGCCACACCCCUUCCACAAGGACCAUCUAGGUACUUCAUUGUUAAAAGUUGCAAUCGGGAGAAUCUGGAAAUAUCAGUUCAGCAAGGAAUUUGGGCUACACAGAGGAGUAACGAGGCUAAACUCAAUGAAGCUUUUGAAUCCACUGAGAAUGUUAUUUUGAUAUUCUCAAUUAAUAGAACUCGCAAUUUCCAGGGGUGUGCAAAGAUGACUUCUAGGAUUGGUGGCUACAUUGGUGGUGGAAAUUGGAAAUCUGCUCAUGGAACAGCACAUUUUGGUCGGAACUUCUCUAUGCAGUGGCUUAAGCUUUGUGAGUUGUCAUUUCAGAAAACCCAUCAUCUCCGCAAUCCAUAUAAUGAUAACCUCCCUGUUAAGAUCAGCAGAGAUUGCCAGGAACUCGAACCUUUCAUCGGUGAGCAGUUGGCUUCUCUGCUCUACCUGGAGCCAGACAGUGAACUUACGGCUAUGCUAAUCGCAGCAGAGGCCAAGCGAGAGGAGGAAAAAGCAAAAGGAGUCAGUGCCGACGAGGCAGCUGAUAAUCAAGAUAUUGUGCUGUUCGACGAUAAUGAAGAAGACGAGGAAGAGGAAAGCGAGGAGGAGGAAGAAGGCGCCGGCCGAGAGCCUCAAGGGAGGGGAGGAAGAGGAGGGAGGGGGAUGAUGUGGCCGCAUCAAAUGCCGAUGAUGCGUGGGCCGAUGAUGGCAGGCCGUGGCUUCCCUCCCAACAUGAUGGGUUUCGGCGGUGGCUUCGGCUUGCCAGACCCAUUCGGCAUGCCACGUGGCUUCCCGCCCUUCGUUGGGCCAAGGUUCCCUGGAGACUUCGCCAGAGGCCCUAUGCCCGGGAUGGGGUUCCCUGGCAGGCCCCCGCAGCCCUUCCCUCUGGGCCUCGACAUGAUGAUGGGCCCUGGGCGUGGUCCGCUGAUGGGAAUGGGCGGGCCUGGGCCUGGACGGCCUGGUCGCCCCAUGGGCAUGGCGCCCUUCAUGCCCCCGCUGCCACCACCGAGUAACCGUGCUGCUGUGAAGCGGGAGCAGCAGCGAAGGCCAGCGGGUGGUGGUGACCGUGGCGGGGACAGGUUCGAGACAGUGUCUGAGCAGGGCGGCAGGGGCCAUGACAACACUGGAAACUCUGGUGCAGAUGGAGCCAGACCCCAGCCUGGAGACAGGUCUGGUAGAAGCGCCCUUCAGGACGACGGCAGCGAGAGCGAAGAGGAGACGGCUCCCAGACGAUCAAGGAAACGAUAGAGGGAUUCUGAGAUUCUAUUCAUACUGGACAUGGUGAAAACAGAUCAUCUCUUAUUUUGUAAACUGAGAUUAGAACUAAGGUAGUGAGAGAGAAAAAAUGUGGUGGGCAGUGACAUUGUUAGUUGAAAAUUUUGCUGUGUAAGCACAUUGUGGUAGAAUAAAAUCUGGCACUGGCAUGAACUAUCUCUUCAGCCGUGCCAGUUCUUGUGCCGUGCUUAACAUCACAGCGAUGUACACAAGUAUACGGUUUAGGGUCUUACAUUGUGGGGUUUAACAUGUGAAUACACAUAUCAUCAAAAUACGCUCAGCCUGUAGUAUACGGUACAUUUCUUUCUACUCUUAUUAUUAUAUAUAUAGUCGCAUAUGUUAUUUGAA
Messenger RNA from Zea mays, 2499 nucleotides. Its product is annotated as zinc finger CCCH domain-containing protein 45. Gene Ontology annotation, cellular component: nucleoplasm. The record is from RefSeq and is a predicted model, not a curated record. The transcript is spliced from 7 exons. Gene Ontology annotation, biological process: regulation of mRNA splicing, via spliceosome; mRNA splicing, via spliceosome. Gene Ontology annotation, molecular function: mRNA binding; metal ion binding; N6-methyladenosine-containing RNA reader activity. The coding region runs from base 181 to 2124 and encodes 647 amino acids. Lineage: Eukaryota; Viridiplantae; Streptophyta; Magnoliopsida; Poales; Poaceae.